Adineta steineri is the source of this 1140-nucleotide messenger RNA. The record is from the annotation of a GenBank genome assembly. Lineage: Eukaryota; Metazoa; Rotifera; Eurotatoria; Adinetida; Adinetidae.
AUGUCUUUCGGUUUAUCUGAUCAAUCAAAUCCAAUUGUUCUCGAUAAUGGUUCUGGUAUGGUUAAAGCAGGUUUUGGUGGAGAGGAUGCCCCACGUGCAGUAUUUCCUGCAGUCGUCGGCCGUCCACGUUAUAAUGUUGUUAUGAGUGGUAUGAAUCAAAAAGAUUCAUUUGUUGGUGACGAAGCAUUAGCAAAGAAAGGUAUUUUAUCAAUACAAUAUCCUAUUGAACAUGGAAUAGUGACAAAUUGGAAUGAUAUGGAAAAGAUCUGGCAUCAUACAUUCUAUAAUGAACUUCGUGUUGCACCAGAAGAACAUCCAGUUCUAAUUACAGAAGCACCACUUAAUCCAAAAGCAAAUCGUGAAAAAAUGACACAAAUCUUGUUUGAAACAUUCAAUACACCAGCUAUGUAUGUUGCUAUACAAGCUGUACUUUCACUUUAUGCAUCUGGUCGUACAACUGGUAUUGUACUUGAUUCAGGUGAUGGUGUCACACAUACUGUUCCAAUUUAUGAAGGUUAUGCAUUACCACACGCAAUUGGUCGAUUAGAUUUAGCUGGACGAGAUCUAACUGAUUGGAUGGUACGAUUAUUAACUGAACGUGGUCAUGCAUUCACAUCAACAGCUGAACGUGAAAUUGUUCGAGAUAUAAAAGAAAAACUAUGUUAUGUUGCAACAGAUUUUGAACAAGAAUUAGCACUUGCCACUUCUUCAAAUGCAAUCGAAACAACCUAUGAACUACCCGAUGGACAACUAAUAAAUAUUGGUAGUGAACGUUUUCGAUGUCCAGAAGCACUUUUUGCACCAUCUAUGAUUGGUCGUGAAAAUGAAGGUGUCUCACAAAUGGUUUAUAAUACAAUUAUGAAAUGUGAUAUUGAUGUUCGAAAAGAAUUAUAUGCAAAUACAGUUCUAUCCGGAGGUACAACUAUGUAUAAUGGUAUUGCUGAUCGAAUGGAAAAAGAACUCAAAGCAUUAGCACCAUCAACAAUGAAAGUGAAAAUCAUUGCUCCACCUGAAAGAAAAUAUGCAGUAUGGAUUGGUGGUUCAAUUCUUAGUUCAUUAUCAACAUUUGAAGCAAUGUGGAUAACUAAACGAGAAUAUGAUGAAUCAGGUCCAUCAAUUGUACAUCGAAAAUGUUUUUAA